CGACUGCAGGGAGCUGCCGCCGCCGCCGCCGCACCGGGUCUGCUGGGACUAGAGGAUUGGGCGCGCUCUCCGUCCGCCCGGCUCCGUCGGGAUUCCUGACCGAAAAGCGCCGGGCUUGUAGAGGCGGCGGCCACUGCUAACCCGCUGUCGCCCAUGGCUUCAGCCGGCAGCGGCAUGGAGGAGGUGCGCGUCUCGGUGCUGACCCCGCUCAAGCUGGUGGGGCUGGUGUGCAUCUUCCUGGCGUUGUGUCUGGAUCUGGGCGCCGUGCUGAGCCCGGCCUGGGUGACGGCCGAUCACCAGUCUUACCUGUCCCUCUGGGAGUCCUGCAGCAAACUCAGCAACCCGGAGACCUGGCGCUGCAAAACUACCUUGAACAGCGACUGGCAGAUUGCUACGCUUUCUAUGCUGUUGGGUGGUGCUGCCAUAAUUCUUAUAGCUUUCUUGGUUGGAUUAAUUUCUAUCUGUGUGGGAUCACGGAGGCGGUUCUACAGACCAGUUGCUGUCAUGCUAUUUGCAGCAGUGGUUCUUCAAGUGUGCAGUCUUGUCCUCUACCCAAUCAAGUUCAUCGAAACAGUCAAUUUGAGAAUAUAUCAUGAGUUCAACUGGGGCUAUGGCCUAGCUUGGGGUGCAACUAUAUUUUCAUUUGGGGGUGCCAUACUUUAUUGCCUGAACCCUAAGAACUAUGAAGACUAUUAUUAAAAGAAACCACUUUUAAAAAAAGGAAAGGAAUAACAAAAGGAUUGCUCUGUCUUUUCUAACUCAGUGUUUUUAGAACUUUUGUAGAGUGUCAAACAGUCUGGCUGUAUUGGUUUAUCAGCCUUUACCUUUUGGCUACAACUACUGCAAGUACCUUUUUAACAUCGCAUUAAAAGAAUUGCAAAAAUUACAUCUGCUGAUCGUAGGCAAGAGAUACAGGAUGCUGAUACCUUUCCUUUGAUAAGCAAAGAUCAGCACCAUUGGAGGACUCAGAUGGCACUAGCCAUCCUGAAAAAAUUAGCUGGAAUUAAAAUGCGGCACCUGCAUUUGCUGUAGCUUGCAAGGGAGUUGCUGGCACAAGGAUCAUGUAGAAACAUCUUUGUAUUACACAUGAUUCAAAUGUUCUAGUGGGUCGCCAAUACGUGCUAAUGUGUUGUACUCUUGGGACCUUUGGGACUCUUACUGAAAUAAAAAUCUACGUUACUCGAUGC
Messenger RNA from Varanus komodoensis (Komodo dragon), 1187 nucleotides. RefSeq names its product transmembrane protein 47 (gene TMEM47). The transcript has 3 exons. Bases 154 to 699 code for a protein of 181 amino acids. The record is from RefSeq and is a predicted model, not a curated record. Gene Ontology annotation, cellular component: membrane; cell-cell junction. Gene Ontology annotation, biological process: cell-cell adhesion. NCBI's taxonomy places the organism in Eukaryota, Metazoa, Chordata, Lepidosauria, Squamata, Varanidae.